AUGGCACGCGACGACGAGGACGAGGACGUGCAGGCUCAAGCUCUGUCGCAGCUUCGCGAGCUCCAACGCCAGCGUGAAGUGCGUUCAGCCCUGCGCUCAGCCAAUAGCGUGACCAACGUUGCGGCCGUGCGCGAGCAGCUGGCCACACUCAAGCUAAAGUCGGACAUCAAACGCUCUUCCGCCUUUGUCAAGAAGCUGCGCGUGCUCAGCGAGGCCAACGCAGACUCGCUACUACGCGAUGCAGCGGAACUUAAUCUGACCAGAUACGUGAGCGAGUGCGUGGCAGCGCUGGCGGACGCUCCACUCAAGGCUGCAGAUCUGCCUGCCGCCGUCAAAGUGGCGUCGCUCUUGCAUCAGCGAUACGAAGACUUUGCACCUGGGAUGGUGCGUGCACUAGUGAGCAGCUUCGAGGCCUCGUACACGUCGGAAGACAAGGGCAAGAUGCUCCGACGCCGACUUCUCCUACGUUUACUAUGCGAACUUUACCUGGCCGGAGUGUUUGACGACGUCCAGGUGAUAGCUCACAUCAUCCAGCGAGUGGCGAGACGUGAGUCACCUGGACCCAAGAAGAGUCGAGGUAAUAUGUCCAUCUUAGGCUCUAGCACAGGCUCCUCGCAGCAACUGGAGGUCCCGCUUCUCGUUAGCUUCGCCAAGUCGGUAGGUGUGGACUUUCUCGGCACGACCGUCGUGCCUCAGAACGUGCAGGAAGAGUGUCGGAGCUGCUAUCUGGAGGCGUACGACAUGAUCUGCAAGUUUUAUCUGGCACAACACGCGACGUUCUUGAAGUUGGACGCCAGGAACGAGAAGGAAGAGGCCAAUCGCGGGGAAGUGACGGAGGAGCAUGUGCAGGAGCUCAAGAACGCCAAAUUACUGUUCGAGAAGCUGCAGACGAGCGUCAACUCCCUGGCCGACGCUCUGGACCGAGACGUGCCGCCGCUCCCGGUGGAGGAGAAAGACGACGGGUCAGGAAACGGCAGUAUUCUCGUCUGGGAAGGCGGCGACGGUACUGGUCGGGAACUGAGCAGAGAUGGGCCUUUUGAUGACGAAGCUACACGCUCCUUUUACGAGGAUCUGCCGGACUUAUUGGAGCUGGUUCCUGCGGUUGUGUUAGGCCUGACAGAAGCUGAUGUGGCCGAGCUGAAGAAGAAGAAAGAGACUGCCGCAGCUGAAGAAGAAGAGACGGAGACUGAGAUCGAAGAAGAUGAAGAAGAACUGGCGACCACAGAGGACGACGGCAAAGACGAGACAGAAGACACGACACUGGACGAUUUAGAGGAGACUGACGAGGAGGAGAGUAAAGAAGUUAAGGUGGAAGUCAGCGAUACGAGCGCAGAGACCGCCAGAACACCGUCUACCAGCUACCACCAUCAGCUGGACGCCUUCUUCGCGUCUCUGGAGGAUUUGGUGAAUCGAGACCGAUGCGAUAAGGCAGCAGUGGAGUUUUGCUACCGCAACUCCAAGGCCACUCGAAGUCGUCUAGUCAAGACGCUGUAUGCAGUGCCACGCACGCACUUGGAGCUGCUAGCGCACUAUGCUCGUCUGGUCGCCACGCUGCAGAGUGUGCUGAAAGAAGACAUUGGCGGCGAGCUGGUGAGUCUGCUAGUGGGCGAGUUCCACGGCCUUAUCAAGCGUCGGAACCAGUUUCGCCUCGAGUCGAAGAUCAAGAACAUCCGCUUUUUAGCAGAACUCGUCAAGUUCCGGCUCUGUCCUCCUGCCACGGGCUUUCGCUGUCUGCAGCGCUGCUUCCAGGACUUCCAGGGCCACAACGUGCAUGUGGCCACGACGUUCCUCGAGAACUGCGGGCGCUUCCUGUACUGCUCCAAGCACACGCACGCUCGCACCGUCAACUGCCUGAGUAUCAUGAUGAAGCUCAAAGCAGCCAAGCACUUGGACCCGCAGCUGGAGACGCUGGUGGAGAACGCCUACUACAUGUGCAAGCCGCCGGAGCGAGUGGAGCGCCAGGUGAAGCAGUACGAUCCUCUGUAUCUGUAUCUGAUUCGGCUGCUGUACCAGGAUCUGAACGGCUCGAACGUCAACAAGGUCGUCAAGACGCUGCGUCGCUUCCCGUGGCAAGAGCGCGGCACGUGUGGCCUGGUUCUCAAGGCGUUGCUCAAGGUCACGAAGGGCAAAGUGCUGCAGAUGAAGUGGAUCUGCGACGUGGUCAAGGGCUUGGUGCGGUACCACGACCAAGUGCUGGUCUUGCUGGUGGACGACGUGUUGGAGCACGUUCGGUACGGCCUGGAGGUGAAUGACUACCGAGACCAUCAACGCAGUCUCGGGUAUGUGAAGCUCUUAGGAGAACUUUACAACUGUGGCCUGGUGAGCAUGAACGUGGUGGUGGAGACGCUGUACCUGCUGAUCAACCACUCGCACGACUUGCUGACGUUGCCGCAGUACAGUGGCGACAAGCUGUCGGCUGCGCAGCUGCUGGAGAUGAAGAAGAAGUUCCUCCUGGUGCCAGAUAUGCGCUACGACCCUCGUGUGCCCAGCGACGUGGACGGGCCGACGGAAGUGUUCCGCGUUCGUCUGGUUAGUGCGUUGAUUGAGACUUGCAAUGGCAGUGGGGGGAGUCCGAGUCUCCCUGGCCUUAGCCACCCAACCGAGAGAGGCAUCUCGCGUCCGCGUCUGGGUCGCUUUAUGGUCUUUUUCCAGCGCUAUCUCUUGUCCAAGACGGAGGUGCCGGUGGAGACCGAGUUCGUCGUGUUCGACCUCUUCGAGAUGCUCGCGGGUAGUCUGCGAGACCAUUUCAAGAAGUUUGAUACGUGGGAAGACGUGGACCAGGCCGUACAGGAGAUUCUUCGCGGGGACAUGGAGGAGGCGGAGCGGCGCUUGUCGAAGAAGAAUGCAGCGCUGUUGAUGGCUACAAACGGACUCGAGAGUGAGCUCCUGAUCAUCCACGACCGCGUCCAGAAGAGCGAAGAGGACGACGAGUUCGAGAAGGCCUUCAAGUCCAUGAUGCACGGCUCGACUGACACGCGCAAACCGGCGGCACGGGUCAACGUGGACAAGAUGGCGAUUCCUACCGUUGUCAAGAGCUCGGCUGCUCUGGCCCCUGCAGGUUCUCGUGGACUGCUCUCUCUGGACGCGAAUGGAUCGCCUGAUGGCGUCGUGUUCCGAAUGUUACGUCGAGGGAACAAAGGCAAAGUGGAGGCGCGUCCGUUGGUCGUUCCGGAAGCUUCGUCGCUGGCCCAGCACAGUCAUCGGCAGGAAAAUGCUGGCAAGAAGGAGCAGUCGGAGCUCAAGCGCUUAGUGCUGCAGAACAUGGAGCGUGACGACUUUAUGAGUGACGGCCCUCCGAUAGAUGGGAUCUCUAGCUUCGGCCCCCCACCGCGUGCUAACGUCAACUUCAGUAGCCAAGGAGCAGGCCAACAGGUCAACGAGAACCGCAUGGGGUUCGGAGGUGGUAGCGAGUGGAACAACGCAGAGUUCGGACUUCGUCGAGGCAAAGGAUAUCGCGGCACCAAGUAG
Molecule: messenger RNA, 3468 nt
Organism: Phytophthora infestans T30-4
Lineage: Eukaryota; Oomycota; Peronosporomycetes; Peronosporales; Peronosporaceae
Product: regulator of nonsense transcripts 2, putative
Exons: 3
Coding region: 1-3468 (1155 amino acids)
Biological process (GO): nuclear-transcribed mRNA catabolic process, nonsense-mediated decay
Cellular component (GO): exon-exon junction complex; cytoplasm
Molecular function (GO): protein binding; RNA binding
Source: RefSeq, a predicted model, not a curated record